AUUUUCCUCACUUUGUUGCUCUAACGAACCGCGAAAAGGUCAUCGAUCUUCCUGGUCAAAACAAUACAAACUCUCCGCGUUGUUUCUCCACGGCCCCGACAACCAUUCCAACCCCCACCACCUUACCUCUCCCCUCCGCCUCGGCUUCCGUAGCUCACCUCCCCACAAAUCGCCGACGCCCCCAUCCCUCUCUCAGGCCUCAGCCAUGGCGAACCUCAACCACCUGCCCGUGUGCUAUUCUCUGCUGGCGCUCUUGCUGCUCUUGCUCGCGCUCUCGUCCGUUCGCGCCGGCAGCAACUCGUCGGCGUCGGCCGGAACCGGACCGCUGUACGGCAUCGAGUUCCCGCCCUACAACACCGCCGUCGCCGACGCCGGCUGCGACGGCAGGCUGGUCGCCGAGGAGGAGGAGCUCGCGCGCCGGACACCGUCUCUCAAGCUCCACAUGACCCACCGCUCCGCUUCAGCGGGCGCGACGGGGUCGGGCUUGUUCGUCCUCGACUCGGCCAAGAAGGACGCGGCCCGCAUCGACACGAUGCACGGCAGGAGGGCCGCGCUGCCCGGCGCGGCGCAACGGAAGGGUUCGCGGCCGCGGCGGGCGCUGUCGGAGCGGGUGGUGGCCACGGUGGAGUCAGGCGUGGCGGUGGGCUCGGGGGAGUACCUGGUGGACGUGUACGUGGGCACGCCGCCGCGCCGGUUCCGCAUGAUCAUGGACACCGGCAGCGACCUCAACUGGCUGCAGUGCGCGCCCUGCCUCGACUGCUUCCACCAGACCGGCCCCGUCUUCGACCCGGCCGCCUCCGCCUCCUACCGCAACGUCACCUGCGGGGACAGCCGCUGCGGCCUCGUCUCCCCGCCGCCGCCGCUGACCGGCCCCAGGUCGUGCCGCAGGCCGCGGAGCGACCCCUGCCCCUACUACUACUGGUACGGCGACCAGUCCAACACCACCGGCGACCUCGCCCUCGAGGCCUUCACCGUCAACCUCACCCAAUCAGGAACCCGGCGCGUCGACGGCGUGGCAUUCGGGUGCGGCCACCAGAACCGCGGCCUCUUCCACGGCGCCGCGGGGCUGCUGGGGCUCGGCCGCGGCCCGCUCUCGUUCGCGUCCCAGCUGCGCGGCGUCUACGGGGGGCACGCCUUCUCCUACUGCCUCGUGGAGCACGGCAGCGCGGCCGGGAGCAAGAUCAUCUUCGGCCACGACGACGCGCUGCUCGCGCACCCGCAGCUAAACUACACGGCCUUCGCGCCGGCCACGGCCGACGCGGCGGACACCUUCUACUACCUCCAGCUCAAGUCCGUCCUCGUCGGCGGGGAGGCGCUGAACAUCCCGUCCGACACGCUGUCCGCCGGCGGCACCAUCAUCGACUCCGGCACGACGCUGAGCUACUUCCCGGAGCCGGCGUACCAGGCGAUCCGGCAGGCGUUCAUGGACCGCAUGAGCCCAUCCUACCCGCUCAUCCCCGGCUUCCCGGUGCUGAGCCCGUGCUACAACGUGUCCGGAGCCGAGAAGGUGGAGGUGCCGGAGCUGUCGCUGGUGUUCGCGGACGGCGCGGCGUGGGAGUUCCCGGCGGAGAACUACUUCAUCCGGCUGGAGCCGGAGGGGGUGAUGUGCCUGGCCGUCCUGGGCACGCCGCGGUCCGGCAUGUCCAUCAUCGGCAACUACCAGCAGCAGAACUUCCACGUCCUCUACGACCUGGAGCGCAACCGGCUCGGCUUCGCGCCGCGCCGCUGCGCCGACGUCUAGGCCAGGCUCAUCGGCCGCCGUACAUUUUGACGGAUUGACUGAUUGAAUGGUAAUAGGAGUAUGUAGGUGGCCCUGCUGACUGGAUGGGAAGAACAGACAGUGAAGAAAGAAACUGGGUUGUGUGUAGAAGUAAACUGGGUUUGGGUUGACAAGCAAGGUCUCUCUACAAAAAAGCGAGAGGCUUUGGUGGAAUUUUGACCAAUUCGGCCGCUUGUUUGGUCGAAUUUUUUUUGGGACUUUUUGCUCAUCGUUUUUUGUUUGCUUGUGUGUAUAGACAGAUGGCUUAUGUGGACCGUGAUGAUGACAUCGUAAA
Molecule: messenger RNA, 2054 nt
Organism: Hordeum vulgare subsp. vulgare (domesticated barley)
Lineage: Eukaryota; Viridiplantae; Streptophyta; Magnoliopsida; Poales; Poaceae
Product: aspartic proteinase nepenthesin-2-like
Exons: 1
Coding region: 206-1741 (511 amino acids)
Biological process (GO): proteolysis
Molecular function (GO): aspartic-type endopeptidase activity
Source: RefSeq, a predicted model, not a curated record